AGAACCCCAGGUUCCUCCAACCUCCUCCUCCACCGCUGUAUACUGCCGCGGAUAUCGCUGUCAGUUGCAACAGGGCCUUAGCGGAGAGCAUAGGGAACAACCCAAGGCUCUGCUUCCCUCUGCGCCCUCUUCUGCGCUUCUUUGACAGGCCACACUGCACAUAAGGGACAAUCAUCGACAACGACGUUCAUCUUAAGUCACCCCAGAGGACAAUCUUACUUUCUGAAAGCUUGAAACGGCUACCAGAGAAAACGAACUUUUCUGACAUUAUCAAUUGUCGCUUCUCAUAGAAAACGAGGCGAGUAUGGCCCAUUAAGAGGAGGCGCAGCGGAGGGGCUAAGUGAAAACACUUACUACAAAAAGUUGCUUCUCCAUUUCUUCCAGUUUCGUUUGCGCUAGAGCUAAGCUACGUUUAUCAGUGCUGUGCAAUCAAGAUGGCUGGAGAUUUUGCAUUGCACUAGGGUCACUGUUUGGUGAUAAACGGGAUUUUUCGUGGAUUUUUUCAGUGCUAGCGGUUCUGACCUGGACUGACCUCCCGUGACCUGUAAAGAAAACAAAAUGGCCAACAGAGAGAUCAACAUCCGGAUCCCUAUCCCAAAUCUCAACGCCAUCUGUUGCUGGUCGGCGGAAAAGACAGAAUUCAUGGCGGCCAUACGGAAAAAAUUAGUCAUUGUAGGGGAUGGAGCUUGCGGAAAAACUUGUCUCCUCAUAGUUUUCUCCAAAGAUCAGUUUCCUGAAGUUUAUGUUCCAACUGUAUUUGAAAAUUAUGUAGCUGACAUUGAAGUUGAUGGUAAACAAGUUGAACUAGCGCUAUGGGAUACAGCAGGACAAGAAGACUAUGAUAGACUAAGGCCCCUAUCCUAUCCUGACACUGAUGUUAUUUUGAUGUGCUUUUCGAUUGAUUCCCCUGACUCUUUAGAAAAUAUUCCAGAAAAAUGGACUCCUGAGGUUAAACACUUUUGUCCUAAUGUCCCCAUUAUCCUCGUAGGAAACAAGAAGGAUCUGCGAAAUGAUGCCACUACAAUCAAGGAACUUCAGAAGAUGAAACAAGAGCCUGUCACUGAAGAAGGUCGUAAUAUGGCGGAAAAGAUCAAUGCAUUUGCCUAUCUUGAGUGCUCGGCGAAAACUAAAGAAGGUGUUAGGGAAUAUUUUGAAACUGCUACAAAGGCUGCUUUAGGCUGUUAAGAAGAAGAAGAAGCGACCUUGCACGCUUC
This is a messenger RNA of Macrobrachium nipponense, 1214 nucleotides long. It is a transcript of the gene Rho1, whose product is annotated as ras-like GTP-binding protein Rho1. Gene Ontology annotation, biological process: small GTPase-mediated signal transduction. Gene Ontology annotation, cellular component: cytosol. The record is from RefSeq and is a predicted model, not a curated record. Lineage: Eukaryota; Metazoa; Arthropoda; Malacostraca; Decapoda; Palaemonidae. Gene Ontology annotation, molecular function: GTP binding; protein kinase binding; GTPase activity.